This is a messenger RNA of Tauraco erythrolophus (red-crested turaco), 426 nucleotides long. The record is from RefSeq and is a predicted model, not a curated record. NCBI's taxonomy places the organism in Eukaryota, Metazoa, Chordata, Aves, Musophagiformes, Musophagidae.
AUGAAGGUCCUGCUGAUGCUGGCAGUGCUGUUUGCCUGCAGUGUGUUCACAGCUCGUGGGAAGCACCCGCGCGCGUUCACACCGGGACUCGAGGGAAGCACCGUAGGAAAUCUGACCGCCCACGGUUGCUACUCGGGAUGGGGCAGCAGCGGCACGGCGAGGGCUUCAACGGAUCGGUACAGGCAACGCUUCCUGGGAGGGCUAAUGCUGGCCCAGGGAUGGCUAACACUGGCCGCGGGGGAACGCAAGNNGGGCCCUAUCCAGCCCCGCCCAGCACCCCAGGCAGGAAUCCCCACCUGCAGGUCCGGGACCUGGUGCCAGCGAGGUGCCUGCAGAUGCGAGCGGGCAGCCUGGCUCUGUCGGAUGCGCCGCCGGGGGCUGCUCCGGCGUCGCGGCAAGUGCCGGCGACGAGCCGGGCGGUGUUGA